GGCGCAUGCUAUGGUCCUCUAGGAGUCGAUGCAUGAGAAGGCGAUGCGAGCCCCGUCGUUCGCGGCCAUCACGGAUUGCCCAUACCCGUCCGUGCUUUCUGGCGCGCCAUCGAGGCUGUUCAUCUUAUGUAGCGACAGCGACCAGUGGCAAUCCAUCUAUAUAUUGCGUUUCGAAGACAUGACCGUCCCCCCGGGUUCCAACUGUAUCACCUGGUGUUCAUUCAUCUCACUAUAAAGCAGCCCCGCCGCCAUUCUUGCUUACCUGCGCAAUACCCCACACAACCUUGAUUCUGCCCCACCUCUCAACCAUCGACCAUGGCUGUGCCAGCUGAAAUGCCCGUGUUGAACACGACCGGCAAGUAUAUCAUGAGCAAACGGCUCAGCGACGACACAGACGAGCUCCUCCGUCUACAGGGCGUUGGAUGGCUGAAGCGGAGAAUCAUCAAAAUGGGCACGCUUUACCUGACCGUCCGGCACUUCACCGACGACGCUGGCGUCGAGCAUAUCAAUAUCCUCCAGUCACUCUCUGGACUUUCCGACACAGAUGAGAACCGCGAACUGGAUUGGGUCGCGCGCUCACACGAAGACGAUACCUUUGGGAAGGUCACAUCCAAAUCGCGGCGCGUCCGUGUUGAUCAUGUCCAGAACGAUUGGUUGAGGAUUGGAUGGACGCCGGACACAGAGGAACACGGCCUGGUCUUUACGAGGGCGGAGAGUAAGCAGGAGGACAACGGUGUGAACUGGGUGGCGGACCAGACAUGGGGCUUUGAAAUGAUCAACGGCGAGAGGCGAUACGUGAGGCACGUAUUCUUCCAGGGUCCCAACGGAGAGAAAAUCAACCUGCGACUCAUUUACGAUUACCGUGAGUUCGACAGCCUCCCUGCUCAACGUCAACGAUGGGACUGACGAUUCCCUGCUAGAGGGACCGGUGUAACUGCCAUUCCUCGGACUUUGACUCUGCCAUGUUUACAUCGAAACGGAC
This is a messenger RNA of Rhodofomes roseus, 982 nucleotides long. RefSeq lists its product as uncharacterized. The record is from RefSeq and is a predicted model, not a curated record. Bases 316 to 906 code for a protein of 196 amino acids. The transcript has 3 exons. NCBI's taxonomy places the organism in Eukaryota, Fungi, Basidiomycota, Agaricomycetes, Polyporales, Fomitopsidaceae.